Molecule: messenger RNA, 4079 nt
Organism: Osmia lignaria (orchard mason bee)
Lineage: Eukaryota; Metazoa; Arthropoda; Insecta; Hymenoptera; Megachilidae
Source: RefSeq, a predicted model, not a curated record
AGAGAGGGAGAGAGAGAGAGAGAGAGAGAGAAAGAGGGAGUCGUCCGCGGGAUUUCGGCGAGCGAGGGAAAGGGUUUACGCGCGCGCGAGGCGGGUGGAGCAAGAGCAAGAGCAAGAGAAAGAAGAAGAAGAAGAAGAAGAGAGAAGAGAAGAGUAAAAGAAACGAAAGGAAAAGAAAAAAAAGAAAAAGGAGCGAUCGUAGUAACACCGGCGCGUCUCCUCUCGCGGCUUCGUGCUUGUCUCGGAAUUAGUGAGUAGACAGAAUUAUGCCCGUGAGCAGGCGGCCAGCUUGGCUCAGUUGAGACUUACUGUUCAGCCUGUGCAGACGCAUGCCACGAAUCUCUUUCCCCACUUACAUACAUCGCGCCUUCCUGAUGCGAUUAGACUAGUCCGCGACCGCUGUCUGAUCACCGACCAGACACCAGUUUCUUUAACGCUUCUUCCUACACACGCAUCGUCCUCCUCCCCUACACGCAUACACCAAUCAUCCUGUCAUUUCCCUCUCGUUCCGGCUCACCCGUUCCCGCACCAGAGAAAACACUCAAAAGAUUCAUUCUUCGACGCUAUCGUUGUUAAAGGGGGUUGUCACCAGUGUGAGAUGUUCGACGGAAAGAAUGGAGAACUCGGUUGACCGAUAACAGUGAAUCCGUGGCUACCAUUCCGUUAUCGGAAUAAUCUUGACAGAAAAACAGAUCGUACGUGUGACAGUUUUCGAGGACAGAAUCAAGGACAGUUGACAAGGGACAUUUAAGGUCAAUCAGGAUGGGGUUCGUUAGGUUAUUCGCGUUUCUUUUGGCAACUUCAAUCGUGAACAGUGCUUGGUGUCACCAUCACCAUCGCGGCGUCCACGUGGACUACAGAAAGAUGGGGGAACAGGUGAAAAGGUACGACGAGAACGUGAUCCUCUCGGAAGGUGGCAAGAAUAGGAGAAGUUUGAACAUCGAGAAACCAAAAGGGACGAUUCCCUUCAGCGAGAGGAGGCUGGAGAAGAUGCUGGAGAAAGCGAUUCUGAAGAUCAUUACCGGUGACUUGAGCACCGGCGACAUGCUGUUGUUGAAGAGCUUGAACUACACUCUGGACGAGAUUUUAGCGAUUCGCGAGAGGGAAUUGGGGAAAAAGAAGGAGGAGGAAGUGAGGAAGAAGGAAAGCGUGAAAUCUUGGGCGAAAGCGUUGUACGGAGAGGGCGAGAAAAAGAGUAAAUACAGGGACAAGAAUUCUAUGGAUCGUUUAGCCUCGAAGAAACCUGAUUUCGAAGAGACCAAGCACGAAGGUAAAAAGAAUCGUCACGCGGACAAAUCCUCGUACAAAGGCUUUGAUUUCGAGGCGUAUAAUCGGCAGGCGAUCCUCGAUUACGAGAAUCUACCCUCCAACCUGGAAUUCCAGCAAUCCUGGUCGGAAGGUACGUCCUUCGUUGACUACGAGGAGACCACCAGAGCUUCCAAGGAACAGGACGUCGCGAAGAGUCUUCAUCGCGACUUUGAUAAAGCGAUGGAGCCUCACGUGGUCUUCAAGAUUCGCUACGACGACUCGGAAUUCGAUUCCACUUCUGGUUCCGACGAGGCGAACAAAAGUCAUUCGAAAACCACCAGGCACCGAGUUUCUUCGACGAUCAAGCACACCACCCCGAGGAGCAACAGCGAUUCCUUUCACGGGUCAACACCGUCAACCUUACAGCCUUCUACUCUUACUCUCGCUAACAGGCUACCUGUGGUUUAUCAGCUGAGCAACUUCAACAGCGUCAUAGGUAACUAUCCCAACGAUCGCGUUUACUCCAGUACAACGCCAUCUUCGACGCUGAGCACCAGCAGCACGACGGAAAGAACAGUUCCCGAGGAAAUCUCGAAAGAGGUUCUCGAAACGAAAUCGAAUACGCUUGUUCAGAUCAAUGGCUCGAAGGAAGAGACAGUGAGUCCGAAAAUCGAAGAAAAAUCGAGCGAAAAUAAGAAAGUGAGCGAGUACGAGGGACUCGAGUGGGUGGAGGAUGACGUUUACAGGGUGAUACCUGAAUUCGUCGAAUCGUUGGAUUUUGAAAAUAUCGAGGGAAACGAGACGUCCGACUACGAGGAUUCGCGUCACUACUCUGGAGCACACUGGAACACGGAAGAUAACGAGAACGGCACUCUGGAGUACCAAGACGACUCGGCCGAUUCGGUUAAGCUGUUCAUGGCCAAUGGUAAUGCGUCUACCAACAAUCUAGCCCUGGCCAAUUUUUCCACGUAUCCGCAAGCGACCAUUAAUAACCGACGAGAAGGAAACCUAACUCCAAGUAUCGAUAGCCAGGGUGAAAAGGCCAUCGAGGACAUUAAGGUACGAGUUUUGUUUCUAACCGGAAGGUCUAACACCAGUCAGGUUCAACGUCAAAGGCUGACCAUGUUCUCGCCAACCUGUCAGAUACCACGGAACACCGAGCAGGAUGCCUGGACGGACCCGUUCUCCAUGAACAUGCACUUCCAGUUAAACCUGACUUCCGGCGACCACGUGGUCGCUGCCAAGUUGAGAAUAUACAAAUUACCGCAAGAGAACCUCACAUCCUCGACGGAAAGCACGUUCGAGGAGGAAGUGGUAGACGAAAAGAAGAUCAGGAUAUCGAUCUACUACUACACCAAGUCUUUAAAGAGGCAUCGAUCGAAAAAACGUUUGAUGGAUUCUGUUGUAACGCCACUCACAUCGAAAGGCACUUAUCUAGCGUUAGACGUAAGGGAUGGUCUUAGAUUUUGGAGGUUGAAUUCAAGAAGUCCUCACGGAAACGGAAGUAAUCAUGGCGUGGUGGUCCAAGUCGAGGACCAAGAUGGCCGACCACUGAAACCGGCCCUAUAUAUUCAACAACCGUCCUGCGCCGACCAAGAUUCGGAUCAGAAGGCAUACCAGCGAAUACCUGCACUCUUCGUUAGAGCCUGUACUCGUUACCUUCGUAUCGUAAACGGCAAGACGGAAACAUACGUGAAUUGUAGGCAUUAAAACUUAUUAGAAAACAGUCACGUGCCAAUUAAACGGACGAUCGUUAAAAGUGCACUUUAUUCGUGGAAAAAUAUAAGAAACACUCGCGACAAUUACGCGACGAUUCGAUUCAAAGAUACUGUUGUCAAAGCCGACAUCAUAUUUUUCAAUACAAAGUCUAGUUAUUUUUAACGCACUAUGUGCCUUCUUAGAUAUAUAGUUAUCUUUUUUAAUUAAUAUUGAAAAUGAAACAAAUGAUUUUUAUAUUGUUAUUCAUAUAUAACUAUGUCGAUCAGCUUCAUUGAUAUGUCCAAAUUAAUUUUUUUUAAAUUUUUUAUAUAAAAAAAUUCUAGUGACAUCUCGACUGUUCUAUGCGCAAAAACAAUUGAAAGACGCGCCGCCAUUUUGUUUAAUUAGUUUCGCGCGCACGUUUCGGUUUUGAGGGAGGUCCCGUGAAAAAAGUGUACGAUCGCGUUAAUAAUCGUUUUAUAGACUGUUUUAAUUGUUAAUUGGAACACGAAUCUCGUUGUUAUUUAAGUAGAGUAGUGAGUAAGUGGUAUCUUAUUGUUUUUGUAUUGUUUUUCGUGACGCGGACGAAUCGCGUGUGGCUUGCCGGUACGCACCAUUUUCCAGUUAUGUAAGUUAAAUUAAUAUCAUUUACAUUUAACUGUUAAACAAUUUAGUAAUGUACAUACCAGUGAAAAAAUUAAUCAGUAGAUCGAUAAAUCGAUUAGAAUAUUCAUUUUGACCUGUAUGCACAUGUACGUGAAUAUUGGUCACAUGUGUAUACACGUCAUACCCAUGACUGAUGUAACCAAAUGUAAAAGUUUAGAGAUAGAUAUUUAUGUUUCAUGUUAAUUAAACAAUGUAGAGUCUCCUAGGACUCUGUUUGUUAUUACAUGCUGGAUGGGACCACGUAUAGAAAUUCAUUGUAUCUCAAUGAAAUGUUAUAAGCAUAUAAAGUACUUCUUAUCAUAGUGCUUUUACAUUUUGGUGGUCCAUCCAAAAGUUAUGCUACUUAUUAUUAUACGCAGUUAUUGUCUAACGAAGGAGACAAUGUUUUUGCAAAUUUUACACAAUCGUUGUAUAUAAUGUAUAUUUAAUUUCUUGGUUGCGCAAAAAUAAAUGCAUUUUAAGUUUGA